AUGGAUCCAUCGUUCAAUCCCAAACCCACCUCCCCGAUCCGACAGACCACCAACGGUAUCGUUCUCGGACACGAGGGGGCAGGGGUUGUACAAUCAAUGGGAUCAAAGGUUACAUCGCUGCAGAUAGGCGAUCGCAUCGGCUGGAGCUACCUCCACGGCAGCUGCCAGACAUGCAAAUACUGCCAUUCCGGCGACGACCUGUACUGCACCCACCGUCGUAUCUACGGCGAAUCAAACACGCACCAAGGAUCGUUUGCUUCGGGGGGACUCUGGAAUGAAGAUUUUCUGUACAAAAUCCCAGACGACAUCUCGAAUGCAGAGGCAGCGCCGUUGAUGUGUGCCGGUAGUGCUGUCUUUUCGCCGCUGCGGAAGUUUAACAUUUCCCCGACAGACAGGGUGGGCGUGCUUGGAGUCGGAGGGCUGGGCCAUCUUGCUAUCCAAUUCGCAGCGAAGAUGGGGUGUGAGGUUGUUGUUUUAUCGUCGAGCCAGUCUAAGAAAGAAGAGGCGUUGGCAUUUGGCGCAAGCGAGUUUUAUACCCUCGAUUCAUCAACGAUCCAACCACUCGACCAUCUCCUCGUUACGUCCGCAAGUCAACCUAAUUGGAACACGGUCUUUGAGAUGAUGGCCCCGGGGGGUACGGUCUACGCACUCACAGUCGACAUGGGCAAAAUGCACCUCCCAUAUCUCCCGCUGGUGAUGAAAGGGCUUCGUAUCCAGGGUAGUUUACCUGCUGCGGGGGCGCGACAGAGGGAGAUGUUGCAGUUUGCGGCGCGUCAUUCCAUCAAGCCUGCUAUUAUGUCUUUUGCGAUGAGUAGGGAGGGAAUUGAGGAUGCGAUGGAGACACUUCGACGGGGUGGGAUGAGGUAUAGAGGGGUUUUGGCGAAUGGAACAGCAGAUUAA
Molecule: messenger RNA, 900 nt
Organism: Aspergillus wentii DTO 134E9
Lineage: Eukaryota; Fungi; Ascomycota; Eurotiomycetes; Eurotiales; Aspergillaceae
Product: NAD(P)-dependent alcohol dehydrogenase
Exons: 3
Coding region: 1-900 (299 amino acids)
Biological process (GO): alcohol metabolic process
Molecular function (GO): zinc ion binding; alcohol dehydrogenase (NADP+) activity
Source: RefSeq, a predicted model, not a curated record